Messenger RNA from Polypterus senegalus (gray bichir), 1930 nucleotides. It is a transcript of the gene rtbdn, whose product is annotated as retbindin. Bases 171 to 998 code for a protein of 275 amino acids. The record is from RefSeq and is a predicted model, not a curated record. Gene Ontology annotation, cellular component: external side of plasma membrane. Lineage: Eukaryota; Metazoa; Chordata; Cladistia; Polypteriformes; Polypteridae. Gene Ontology annotation, molecular function: signaling receptor activity; riboflavin binding; riboflavin transmembrane transporter activity. The transcript has 6 exons.
GGUUUGGGAAAAAAAUGACGCCCUUCAGUAAAGCUCGACACAUAAAAGGGACAGAAGGCAGGUGACAAUAUCGAGGAGCGCAGUUCAUCCAGAGAGUCGGCUGCUUUGGCUUCGGGACGCAAACACCUCGCGUGGCACAGACCGACCGGAAGGACCUUCACAGGACAAAGAUGUAUGCCAAAGGCUUAGUUUCCCUGGCGUCCUUCUGGACAGUUGCCAUGCUUCUUGGGUGGACUUCUGGAGAAGAAGUGGCCUGCCUGCAGGAUGAGAAGCACAAGGAUGUGCCAGGGCCAGAGCCAGAGCUCCAGGAAUGCCAGCUUUACUCGGGCAACGCUUGCUGCAUGUCAGAAGAGAUAGAAGAACUCGGCUUGACUUCGGGCCUCUGGGACCAGUGCAGAAGCCCUAGCCCCAGGUGCGAGGACUUUCUGAAGCGCCUCUCUUGUUUCUACUACUGUUCACCUGAUGCAGCUCUCUGGUCUCGGCAAGAUCCACAGACAGCAGAUUCAGAGAGCACCAUGGGCAGCCUACAUCUGAUUCAAAGUGUGCCUCUCUGCCUCACCUUCUGUCAGCAAUGGUUUGAGGCAUGCCAGGAUGACUUAACAUGCACACGGACCUCCAACUGGACUCUCCAGGGACAAAACUGCAGCACAGACUGUGUGACCUACAGACAGAUGUACAGUGGUGGUCUAGAUCUCUGCGAGACCAUGUUUGGCAGCUCCUUCAGAGCAGAGCUAGAUGAAAGCUCCUGCGGCUGUCUGCAUCUCAAUGCCUCGGAUCAAGAGGUUACAGAGAAGCUACGAGUGGAGUACUCGAGCAAUGGUGAGCUUGACACUACCAAGCUUGGUGAACAGCUUAAUGAGCCAUCUUGUCACCGGCAGAUCCGCCCAGCUUCAUCACUGGGUGAAAAAACUGGCAGCAGUGCCAGCUACAGGCUGCACAGGAGAGCGGUGGCCCCCAGCUUCAUCGAAGACAUAGAAGGCAGUGGCAGUGGCUUCUAGAACACCAACUUCAACAAGCUCUCCAGCAACCAGUCCAUGCUGUCAUCUUGAGAACAAGCAGGGGAGUGGGUGGGGGUGGCAGUUAAAUAAAGUGACUUAUAGUCACUCAGUGGCAUCCAAGUUUGUCUAUAAAUGUUAACCAUGCACUCAAGUAAGCUUUGCCACCUUCUAAAGAUCAAUAUGUUCAAAUUUUGGCAAGCAAGUUGUCCCUUUAUAGUUAGUCGAGCAAUGCAUUUUAGGUUAAUGGGCUCUUCUUAGCAUGACAACUGUACUGCACAAUUUAAAGUCUGGCAGUCUUAUCAAGAUGAUUUUAGAUCCAUAUACAAUGAGUGUACUUAUUCUUUAAUUAGAGCUCCAUAGAAGCAAAACUAAAUUUAUAUGGCACCUUUCAUAAUAAACGCUAUUCCAGGGCACUUUUUUUUUUUUUAAAUAUAUAUUUAUUAGUUCUUAACACUAAAAUGCUUGCCUUUACAAACUUUAUAGAGCAAAAUCAACUUGUGCAUAAGUGGAGGAAUCUGAUCUAUUUGGCAAUUCUGUUACUGUAUUUACGUUUUUUAAAGUACGGAUCUCAGUGGAGAAAAAAAGGUUGAACCAGACUGGUGAAAUUCACUCGGGUGUUUUUUGAGUUCAUUUUACUUAUUGACUACUUGGCACCAAUGGCAGUCCAAGACACAAAGGUGAUGAACUGACUGUCUUGAUGAUUCAGACCGACUGUCAGAUACACCCAACUGACCGAUGCCAACGUGCAACAUUCGGAAAUCUUUAAGCAAUUUGUUUAUUAAUCCCCACUGCUUACUGCACACAUCAAAGGUGAGCGCCUCAAAAUGCACAAGCACCUUGCACCAGGCCUUGGGGCUAAUGGAUGAAUUUUCUUGACGUUCUGAAAAGGCUUUUACCUUGACUGCAAAAAAUAAAUUGUUGGCUCUGUUUUA